Molecule: messenger RNA, 3196 nt
Organism: Nothobranchius furzeri (turquoise killifish)
Lineage: Eukaryota; Metazoa; Chordata; Actinopteri; Cyprinodontiformes; Nothobranchiidae
Product: inactive dipeptidyl peptidase 10
Biological process (GO): regulation of potassium ion transmembrane transport; proteolysis
Cellular component (GO): voltage-gated potassium channel complex; plasma membrane
Molecular function (GO): potassium channel regulator activity; serine-type peptidase activity
Source: RefSeq, a predicted model, not a curated record
GAUCUCCCUGAGACCACAGCAUCACCUCCUCAGCACCAGAGGAGCCAGACCACUCCGGUUCUGUCGGUACCGUCUCAAACUCUCCUCCCUUUUCUCGGAGGGGUCCGUGAUGUGAACCGGCGUCUCCUCAGAACCCCGCAGACGUUCCGUGACGGACUCCGUCACACUCCGCAGCUCCGGUCUCGCCUUUUUAAACCUUCUGACUUGUUUCUAACGGAACCGGAACCGGAGGUGCGUUUUGGAUCCAGAUCAGGAGUUUACAAUGACCGCCACCAAAGAACCGCCGAACCAGCCGCAGCAGGACGAGGACCUGGGCGGAGUCAGUCCUCCUCAGAGGAACUGGAAGGGCAUCGCCAUCGCUCUGCUGGUCAUCCUGGUGGUCUGCUCCCUCAUCACCAUGUCCGUCAUCCUCCUCACUCCAGCUGACAACCAAGCAGGAAGUGACACCAAACUGACGGUGGAGGAUUUAUUCAAACCGGAGUUCAAGGUCCACGACCCGGAGGCCAAAUGGAUCAACGACUCUGAGGUCAUCUACAGGAACAGCGACGGCCACGUCAUCAAGUUCAACAUCAUCACCAACAAGACCGACAUCAUCCUGACCAACACCACCUUUAUUAAUUUCAACGUGGCCAAAUAUUCGGUGUCUCCUGAUCUGAAAUACGUCCUGUUUGCCUAUGAUGUGAAACAGGUGUACCGUCACUCCUACGUGGCAUCCUACAGCAUCUAUAAUAUUCACACACGGGAGGUCUGGGAGCUGGAUCCUCCUGAGGUGGUGAACUCCGUCCUUCAGUACGCUGCCUGGGGAGUCCAAGGCCAGCAGCUGAUCUACAUAUUUGAGAACAACAUCUACUACCGCUCUCAUGUGAAGAGCAACUCCCUCAGGCUGACGUCUUCAGGGAAGGAAGGGGUCAUCUUCAACGGGAUCGCCGACUGGCUUUACGAAGAGGAGAUCCUGCAGACCCACACGGCUCACUGGUGGUCACCUGAUGGGGAGAGGUUGGCCUUCCUGGUUCUCAACGACUCUCUGGUGCCCAACAUGGCGUUACCUCGCUUCACUGGCUCAACGUACCCGAAAGGAAAGCAAUACCCCUACCCAAAGGCGGGCCAGCCCAAUCCGAUGGUGAAGCUCUACGUGGUGAACAUCUACGGGCCGACACACACGCUGGAGCUGAUGCCUCCUGAGAUGCUGAGGCUGCGGGAACACUAUGUGACGAUGGUGAAGUGGAUCGGUAAGACCCGCACGGCGGUGAGGUGGCUGAACCGGGCCCAGAACAUCUCCAUCCUGACGGUGUGCGACUCCACCACCGGAGCCUGUGUCACGACACAUGAAGAAAGCUCUGAGCUGUGGCUUUCAAAGCAGAACCAAGAACCAGUUUUCUCCAACGACGGCAACCGAUUCUUCCUAACGGUCCCGGUUAAACAAGGAGGGAGAGGGGAGUUCCACCAUAUCGCCAUGUUCACAACACAGCUCCGAGCCGAUCAGAACGAGGUCAGACAUCUAACAUCUGGGAACUGGGAGGUGACCCGGAUCAUCUCCUAUGACGAGAGCAAUGAUAACCUAUAUUUUCUCAGUACUGAAGGAUCGCCACGGCGACAGCAGCUCUACAGUGUGAAAACGGUGGGAUUGUUUCCACGGAGAUGUCUAACCUGUGAGCUAAAUAAAGCUCACUGUCUUUACGUCGACGCCGACUUCAGCCCAUCCACCCAGAACGUCCUCCUGCGCUGUAAAGGUCCCGGCGCUCCGGCGGUGAUUCUCCACAGCCUCAAUGACUCCAAUUACUUCAUCCUUGAGAGCAACUCACUGCUGAAGGCGGCGCUGAAGCACAAACGGAUCCAGCUGACGGACUUCAGAAACGUUCACAUAGAACAUUUUGAUUUACCUCUGAAGAUUUCCUACCCGAUGGACUUCUCCGAGUCCCGUCAUUAUGGCCUGCUGCUGAUCGUUGACAGCGCCCCCGGUGGUCAGGCCGUGAGCGACCGUUUCUCCCUCAGCUGGGACUCGGUUCUGGUCAGUUCUGAUAACGUCAUCGUGAUCCAAUUGGACGGUCGGGGCAGUGGCUUCCAAGGUCAGAGGAUCCUCCACGAGGUCCACCAGAGGCUGGGAACGGUGGACGUUCAGGACCAGGUGGCUGCUGUAGAAUACAUGAUGAAGUUUCCGUACGUCGACCGAACACGGAUAGCGGUGUAUGGAAAGGGUUACGGAGCCUAUCUCACCUUAAUGAUGCUGAAGUCCACCGACAACCUGUUUAAGUGUGCGUGUGCCGUGUCCCCAGUAACAGACUGGAAGCUCUACGCGUCAGCCUUCUCGGAGCGCUACCUCGGCAUGCCGUUACGAGAUGACAGCAGAUAUCAGUUUUCCAGUUUGCUGCAGAACGUCCAGGCUCUGAGGGAGCAGACUCUGAUGCUGGUGCACGGCACGGCAGACGCCAACGUUCACUUUCAGCAUACCGCUGAGCUCGUCAAGAACCUGGUGAAGGUUGGAGCCAACUACUCGAUGCAGAUCUACCCGGACGAGGGUUACUUCCUGUCGCAGCAGAGCCGCCGGCAUCUUUACUCCACACUGACCAGCUUCUACAGGGAGUGUCUAAAGGAGGAGCUGCUACCGCUGCCUGAUGGUGAAGAGGAAGAAGAAGAGGAGUGAGACCAGAAGAACUUUUCUGAAAUCUAUCAAAGCCUUUUGGACUCUGUCAGAGCUGCUGAGGCUCUGAGUGUGUGUGUGUGUGUGUGUGUGUGUGUGUGUGUGUGCGUGCGUGCGUGUGUGUGUGUGUUGGACACCACAGCGACACCACUGGGACUGAACUGGUUCGGACCUCCUAGCAUCAAGUCAUUCUGGGACACUCGGGUCUUGGCAGGGCACACGGAGGAUGUCUCACAUGUGUUGCAGGUUUUUUUAGACUGCAGUCAUCAAGUUAACUAAGUGCAUGGUCCCCAUUAGCCCCCCUGUGUGCAAGGUCCUGGAACAUCAUACACACCUGAUUUCCUCUGUUGCAUCACCUGGAUCAACGCUCCACCAUCACUUCCUGUUGGCAUAACCACACUCACCCUGGAAGCAAAUGUGCAUUGCCUUAUAAGGACUUCCUGUAAUUCUGUUAAAGCAGUCAUGUUGAAGAGAUAGCUGACUUUAAUCUUACCUGAGGUUCAGGUGGUUUCCAUGGAAACAUGCCUGCAAACAAAUGCAUUAAAUCAAUGUUCUUAA